AACUCGCCAGUCCGUCACAGAGAGCGACAGGGUUGGGUGGGUCGAAUAGUGAGCCGGGGGCGAGUGACGAAGCCCUAUGGUUACGAGAUCAGAUCUGAUGCGGUCGUGAGCUUCGGACAUUUUAUCAAUUUCCCAUCGAUCUCUACACGAUUACUAGUCGCCGGUGGUGUGGAGCCGGUUCGUUCAGUGCGCAUUCGCAGUACAAAAGAGACUUGUGAUAUUUUUCUAGUAAUAUUAAGUUCCGCAGCGGAACACUUUAAUUUUUUGUCGUUUUAAAAGUGUACAAUAUAAGUAAAAAUUUGGAAAACAUGGAGAUCCUGCCGGUCACGAAUCAGUUUGUCGGAUUCAAUAGCGAAAAAGCUUGGAAUGGGCCAACUUGGCGGGAAGCACCGGUGCCGGUUCCGACGGAAGCGGCGCUGGCUCAGAGGCUCGAGAGAGAACUUCGAGCGGCGAAAGGAGCCAGCGAGCUAGCCACGGCUGAGGUGCUGGUGCCGGCCGAGCUGCUGGCGCGAGCCUCGCGGCAGACGCUGGCGCUGGCGGAGGGCGAGCCCUGCGGCUCCCGGGGGGCCGCCGUCAUAGUGGACGUCGCGGGCAGAAGAUUAGCAGCUUUCAAAAUAGACCCCAACACGUUAACUACGCACGAAAUACAUCUUCACCUGGAACAUGACGCGACGAACUGGACCAGCCUGUUGCCGCAAUUCUUAAAAAACUUAACGCGAGGCGGCACCAUCAUCAUCAGCCCCCAGUUCACGAUAGAAAAGAAGAAAUUGUUCAGGAGCCAGGCAGAGUGAACAGGCCUGUGAUAUGCGCGUGAUGCGAGCGAGCCGACUGACAGCCCUCCUCGAUGUCUACGUAUCGUUAUUUUAACAAAUAUCAUAUUAUUAUAUAUUAUAUUAAUUAUUAUAUAUUUUUAAUAAGAGAAAAAAAGCACAGCGUGAUAUGUAACGUAUAGUAGUAGUAUAAGCGCGCGGAACAGCGCCGGUGUUGUCGCGGCGGCGCGCGGCGGCGGGCGGCCAUCCCGCGCCUCCUCCCGGACGACGGUUGCUGUUGCCCACCGCUGCGCUCGCCUCCCCGCGCCGCUCGUACUUAUGUUAAUCAUUGUAUGAUCAUUGUUUGUAUUUUGGAUAUUUUAAUGAAUGUGAGUGUUGGUGGUUGUUCGCGUGAGUGGCGUGGCGGCGUUCGUGCGCACCCCUGAUCUCAGCCGCCGCCGCGCGUGUGAUACUGAUACCCUGAACGAUAUAGUCUUAGGUAUUAUUUUGUUUUGAGUUCGAUUCUAUUCUGAAGUUGCGUAGAGUUCGUAUUUUCAUGUAUCGUAACUGUAUUUAUUAGAGGCGAUCUCUGUAGAGGUCCGAUAUGUGUACGUUUUUCGUAAUUGUACUAGUUUGUACAUUUGUUUGUGAUACUACUUU
This is a messenger RNA of Trichoplusia ni (cabbage looper), 1409 nucleotides long. Its product is annotated as protein charybde-like. NCBI's taxonomy places the organism in Eukaryota, Metazoa, Arthropoda, Insecta, Lepidoptera, Noctuidae. Gene Ontology annotation, biological process: regulation of TOR signaling; apoptotic process; negative regulation of signal transduction. The transcript has 3 exons. Gene Ontology annotation, cellular component: cytoplasm. The coding region runs from base 309 to 791 and encodes 160 amino acids. The record is from RefSeq and is a predicted model, not a curated record.